AUGGAGACCCGACAGCGGAGGCCGGAGGAGCUGGGGCUGCUGCAGGCCCUCGGGGCAGGGAGCGGCCUCGAGAGCCCAAGGGCGGUCCCCACGCCCCCAGGGCCCGAGCUCAGCAGGGAGACUGCCUGGUCCAUUGGCAUCCAGGUGACCCUGCCCUUCCUGUUUGCAGGCCUGGGGCUGUCUGGAGCAGGCAUCCUUCUGCACUAUUUCCAGCACUGGCCCGUGUUCACGGAGAUGAAGGACCUGCUCACCUUGGUGCCGCCCCUGGUGGGCCUGAAGGGCAACCUGGAGAUGACGCUGGCCUCGAGGCUGUCCACCGCGGCCAAUACCGGGCAGAUCGAUGACCCCCGGGAGCAGUACAGAGUGGUCAGCAGUAACCUCGCCCUCGUCCAGGUGCAGGCUGCCGUGGUGGGGCUCCUGGCGGCUGUGGCAGCCCUGCUGCUGGGCCUGGCCUCAGGCCAGGGGCUGGACGUGGUGGAGGCCCAGGUGCUGUGCGCCAGCAGCAUCCUCACCGCCUCCCUGGCGGCCUGCGCCCUGGGGACGCUGAUGGUCUGCAUCGUGGUUGGCGCGCGGAAGCUGGGGGUCAACCCGGACAACAUCGCCACGCCCAUCGCGGCCAGCCUGGGCGACCUCAUCACGCUCUCCCUGCUGGCUGUGGUCAGCAGCUUCUUCUACAGACACAGAGACAGCCAGUACCUGAUGCCGCUGGUCUGCGUCGGCUUCGCGGCGCUCACCCCCGCCUGCGUCCUCAUCGCCAAGCAGAACCCCCCCGUUGUGAGGAUUCUCAAGUUCGGCUGGUUCCCUAUCAUCCUGGCGAUGCUCGUCAGCAGCCUCGGAGGGCUUAUCUUGAACAAGACCCUGUACUGGCCGCAGUUCAGAGGCAUGGCCAUCUUUGCUCCCAUCAUGUGUGGCGUUGGUGGCAACCUGGUGGCCAUUCAGACCAGCCGGAUCUCCACGUACCUACACCUGUGGAGCACGCCCGGGGUCCUGCCCCUCUGGAUGAAAAAAUGCUGGCCCAACCCGUGCUCCACAUUCUGCAGCUCAGAACUCAGCGCCACGUCGGCCCGCGUCCUGCUGCUGCUUGUGGUGCCCGGCCACUUGGCCUUCUUCUCCGUCGUCUCCCUGCUAGAAAGCCAGUCGGUCCCGAGCGACGGGACCUUCGUGCUCCUGUACCUGCUGGCGGGUCUUGUCCAGGUGGUGGUCCUGCUGCACCUGGCGGACGUGGCGGUCCGGCUGGCGUGGCGGCAGGCCCUGGACCCAGACGACCACUGCAUCCCAUGCCUCACAGGGCUGGGCGACCUGCUGGGCACGGGCCUGCUGGCGCUCUGCUUCCUCGCCCACGGGCCGCUGUGGGCUGGGGCGCGGCUGGGCGGCCCCCUGGACCCGGCGCCUGGACCCCCCUAG
Molecule: messenger RNA, 1404 nt
Organism: Rangifer tarandus platyrhynchus (Svalbard reindeer)
Lineage: Eukaryota; Metazoa; Chordata; Mammalia; Artiodactyla; Cervidae
Source: the annotation of a GenBank genome assembly